CUUCCAUACAUGUACAUGCGAGAACGAUGAAGUAGCUCUGUGUUUUCGGGGUGUGUCAGCUGAGCAUUUAAAUAAAGAACCUGCCUCUUCACACUGAGAGACUCCUGAACUCUGCUGGAAGGAAGCUGUCUGAAUACACAAUGGCAUCAUCAGCCCCUCUGUCCAAGGCCAACACCAGCUUCUGUCUGGAUCUUUACAAGAAGCUGAGUGACAACGACAAGGCAGCAAAUGUCUUCUACUCUCCAUUUAGCAUCUCCUCAGCCCUGGCUAUGGUGAUGCUGGGGGCCAGAGGCAACACACACACACAGAUGUCAGAGAGUCUGAAGACCAAGCACUGUCAGGACAACGUCCACGCUGACUUCAGUAAACUGCUGAAGACACUCAACAAGGCAGAUGCUCCAUACUCCCUCAGUGUUGCCAACAGACUGUACGGGGAGCAGUCCUACCAGUUUGUAGAGGAUUUUUUGGGAGCAACCAGGAAGCACUACGAUGCAGAGCUGGAGUCUGUGGACUUCAAAACCAGCCAUGAGGCGGCAAGACUUAACAUCAACACGUGGGUGGAGAAGCAGACUCAAGGUAAAAUUCAGGAUUUGCUGGCCCAGGAUGUGGUGGACAACAUGACCAGGCUGGUGCUGGUGAAUGCCAUCUAUUUCAAAGGCAACUGGAACGAGCAGUUUAAGGAGAGUGACACAAAAGAUGAUCAUUUCAGAAUCAACAAGAAUGAGAGUAAGCCGGUGAAGAUGAUGCAUCAGAAAACCAAGUUCCCUUUGACCUUCAUCUCUGAAGUCAACUGUCAGGUCUUGGAGAUUCCUUACAAAGGGGAGGAGCUCAGCAUGCUCAUCUUUCUCCCCAUGGACAUAGACGAUAGUUCAACUGGUCUGGAGAAGCUGGAGAAGAAGCUGACCUAUGAGAACUUUGUGGAGUGGACUCGUCGAGACACGAUGGAAAAAGAAGAGGUUCAAUUGGGCCUGCCUCGGUUCAAGAUGGAGGAGAGUUAUGACAUGAAGGAUGUCCUGAUCAGCAUGGGCAUGGUGGAUGCCUUCGAUAUGGGAAUGAGUGACUUCUCAGGCAUGUCUCCUUCCGAUGACCUGGGGCUGUCAAAGGUCGUCCACAAGGCUUUUGUUGAGGUCAAUGAGGAGGGAACCGAGGCUGCUGCUUCCACUGCUGCCGUCAUGAAAUGGCGCUGUCGUCCAAAGCCUCCAGUCAGAUUCAUUGCAGACCAUCCCUUCCUCUUCUUUAUCCGACAUAACCCCACAAUGAGCGUUCUGUUUGCCGGCCGCUUCUGCUCCCCUCAGUGAGAACUACAUUGUUGAGCGUUUGAGAAACACUGCUCUAGAGUCUGAUCCCAUCCCAAGUUUCCGUCCUAUAUUUCCAGCAUCAGGAUGAUGAGGACAAACUAUUAUUUUGGAUUUUUUUUUUUACUUUGACUCUCGUCUGCCUCACUUCUCACAUGAGUGAUUGUGUUUAUCCUGAACACAAGCUCUCUGCUCUGCUUUAACAUUGCACCCAAUCUGAUGUUUUUCAGAUUUUGGUCCCUUUAUCCCUUUAAUACACAUUUGGCCCUCUUUGCUGCAGCAUCUAUACCAUUACAGUCUAAUUUGUUAUCCUGUACCUGAGACUCUUUGGAAGAAUUUGCCUUGAUCACAUUUGUUAUGCCUUUCUAAGCUGGCAGCACAGAGGUCAACUGUACCUGUAUACCAGGUGAACAUAUGAUGGUUGAAAGAAUCUCUGCACUGUCUCUAUAUAACGAGAGAGAGUGGAUGUGCUCUCAAAUGUUUCAGAGUGUCAUCAGAGAAGCAGAAGCAGAAGCAGAAGUAGUGAGCAAUAUCAUUAUUUUAUAUAUUCAGCAAACCAAAGAGAAUAUUGUGAUGAAAGUAUAUUUGCAGAUAGAUGUGUGCUUGGUGGUUAUACAUAAUUGCACUUCUAUGCAUAUGACUAUUCAUAAAAAAUAGUUUAUAUGCAGUUUUGACAAAUUAUGUUUCUGUAUCUUGAUGCUUUUACACAUGGAAUAAAAGUGUGUGAUCCCCAAAUAUUGUUUGUCAACUUUUUUUCUAAAAAAGAAUUAUUCACAUUUUGUCUAGUUCAGUGUAUAGUGAGUAUAAGAAGGAUAUCAUGCAGUUUAAUCAUUGUAAUAAAGAUGAUACUACA
Hippoglossus stenolepis (Pacific halibut) is the source of this 2148-nucleotide messenger RNA. RefSeq names its product leukocyte elastase inhibitor. The record is from RefSeq and is a predicted model, not a curated record. Gene Ontology annotation, molecular function: serine-type endopeptidase inhibitor activity. The coding region runs from base 141 to 1298 and encodes 385 amino acids. Gene Ontology annotation, biological process: negative regulation of endopeptidase activity. NCBI's taxonomy places the organism in Eukaryota, Metazoa, Chordata, Actinopteri, Pleuronectiformes, Pleuronectidae. The transcript has 9 exons.